AUGCCGGCAGUUGAGCGUACUUCACCAGAAUUAUGCACAAGUAAAGAUUUAGUGGAGAAAUAUGUCAGUAACGAAAGCAUGGCAACCAGUAAUUGGGAUCCGACACUUCUCCUAAAUAAGCUGUACGAGGUCAGUUAUGAACCGCGCAAGGAGUCAAAGCUUAAUCGUUUCACUAAUAUGGAAGGACAUCUUGAAGUUCCCGUAGAUGACGAAAGUAUAUACGCUGAAUUGCAAAAAAAUUGGGUGCAAAAAUAUUUUCGAACUAGAGAUGGGCGCUUGCAGUGGUUUGCGUCACAUUUCGCAGAUGAUACUCCAGUAGGGGAAGUGCUGCUUUCUGGCUGUGAAGUAGAUGCCAACAGGGAUGAAAAUGCACUUUAUAUACACGGCGGGAAGAGUCAUAUCAGAAUGGUGUUGAGGUCACUUUCAUAUCAGUCAUAUUUACGAAUUAAAGUUGAUUCUGAGGAGUAUAUUAAUAAUGAUCCCGUUAGAACUUUUUGUUUUGCUCUCAGUUCAUUACUCACAGAUGCUAUGUGCCGUUUAAUUCCGCCAGGAGCCAAUGUAUUUGAUAAAUGGAGGAAGGCUAUGAACAGUCAUGCGGCUUCAUCGUAUCUUGAUACAUUCGUUAAUCCUGUUUAUCCUCCACUGCCUCAUAUCACCAAGAAAGUCGCUAUUAUUGAGCUUGGAUCGUGCUCAAUGCGUGCUGGUGUAUUAACAAUGGAACCCUCACUACCACAGUCAUUUUUUCCAACAAUAGUCCUUGUUAAAGAUGAUGGUAAAUUCAUUGUUGGUCGUGAUGCACUGCUACCUGAGAAUCGUCGUAAGGGUGAAUUGAUAAGACCACUGCGCGCAACGGAUAUUUCACUGGAUCGGUAUGUUUUUCACCGACCAGCUUUGAAAGCUUGCUUGCAGAAAUGUGUUGAUGAUUUGAAAGUCGAUCCGACUAAGUAUCGGGUUUUGCUUUCAAUUCCGCAAAAUAUUCCUACUGCUCUCAUUGCGGAUUUGUUGAAAUUUGUUUUAGAGGAAAUGUGUUUCCAGGGUGCAGCGAUAUCGCGUCAGCCAAGCCUUGUACUGUAUGCCUACGAUGUUGCUACUGGUGUCGUCGUUGAUAUCGGCGAUUGUGUCAAUAUUGUCCCAGUAAUCGAUGGUUAUGUUGUCGAUAAUGCGAUUAUAUCAUUACCGUGUGGCGCGACUCAAAUUAUUAAUGCUUUACAAGCAAAACUUAUAGAAUCGAACGGCAGUUACACUUUUCAAUCAUCAAUUGAAAUGUUCAUUUCGCGAUUUGUUAUGGAGCAGGCAUGUUUCGUUGCUACUGACUAUGAUGAAGAAGUUAAAAAAUGUUCGAAUAACAUUUGCGACAUAGAUGCAGUCAUUUCGAUUGAACAGUUCGAACCAACCAGUGAAAUGAUAUCUUCAUUCAAAAUAAAUUCUGCUCGCUUCACUACAACUGAAGGUUUAUUUAAACCAAAAAGGUGGGGUCUUGAUACAAAAGCGCUUCAUCAACUAGUAUUUGAAGCUGUGCAGUUAUCACCUAUUGAUAGUAGGAAAACAUUGUUCAGGAAUAUUUACUUGGCUGGUGGCGUCUCUCUACUUCCUGGUUUAGCUGAAAGAUUGGAAAUAGAAGUAGCAUCACUCGUGGCACCAAUUAUACACACCCAGGUCCAUCUAUCACCGUGGAGGUACAACGCAGCGUACCUAGGCGCACAAGUAAUUGCUUCAGGUACCCAGUUUGAUCAGACUUGUAUUACACUUGGAAUCCUCAGUGAUUUUCUCCAUCAGCUGCAAAAUUCCACCUUUUAA
This is a messenger RNA of Brugia pahangi, 1797 nucleotides long. The record is from the annotation of a GenBank genome assembly. Lineage: Eukaryota; Metazoa; Nematoda; Chromadorea; Rhabditida; Onchocercidae.